UACGGUAACCUCACUGUGCGUUCGGACGUCUACCCGUGAGCAUGUGUCUAAAUGAUCGACUCGCGUAGUGUUGCACCUGUUACCAUGCUACAGCCAAGGAGACCUCCAGUUCCUCACUGGUUUGGAUAUUUUUGUGUCUUCGUUUUGGUGAAUUUGUGUUGUCAUCAUGUUCAUACAGGAAAUGCAGCAGAGUUUCCCACAAAUAGGAUACACAAUGGAGAAAGAUUUAGACGAAAUGAUGGAGAUGUGACGGUCCUCUCAUUGGAGGAGAAUGCCAAGAGCCCUCGGGCACUUGGGGUGCUGUCUUCUACAGCAAGGACCUUCGUACAGGCAGGCACCACCACAGAAUUCACUACGCAGGUGUUGGGAACUACUCUAGGGACGACAUACGCUCGUCUCCUCAGCACUGGGUCCAGAGUCUUCUACGACAACUCCCCAAGACCUAAACCGACUGACACUUUCCUAGUCUUUCCUACGGUGCUACCGAAAAUCCCUUUGGAUUCGACCAAAGCCAAAUCUCCUGCCGAGAGAGAGGGUCAACAGACACAGUCACUGGACGAUGUGGCCAAAGUUCAGGAAAUAGUUGGUAAUCAUGAAAACUACAAUAAGCUAACAUUAGACGACCUUUUCGACUUGUCCGAUACGAGGCAGAACGUUCAAAAGGUUUUGCCUCCAGUCGCUGGAGAUGAAAGAGAGAAUGUAGUAUCGGUAAGAAAGGAAUACUCUGUCAAGAGGAAUAGUGAGAUUAAACCGGCCAACGUAAUUAAAUCUAACAAUGAUUUGCCUACUUUUACCGUCCGUCAUGAGUUUGCUCCUAGUGGAUUCUCCUUGGAUGACCCACAGGAAAAGAAAGAAGAUGUCGCAAAACCAGGAAAACGAAAUGGAAAAGCAUUAUUUAGAGGAGGUAUACCGGUGAAACAAGAGAAAAAAUUAGAUACAGUGACGUACUUUGGAUUCGCUGAUUUCAUGACUACAGUCGGAGAUACAGUUAUUGUAUUCAUGCCAAAGACUCCAGAUCCUCAACUUGCUGGUGCUGUCACGUCCAUCACAGGAGAAGCUACAUUACGUCCAGAGGAUGCGGCCAUGCCGGUGGUGACGAGCAUCAAAACGUUCAUGUCCCAUUCACCUGGAAUGGCAACAAAAACCGUAACAGGCCACUCCUUGAGCAUGCAUACAACUCUACCAACAAUACAAGCUGAUGCUGCUUUAAGAGAAAGCAAGGCUUAUGAACCGGUAUACGUUCCUCAACCUCCUUCUGAAAAUGAAAACAGGUUUGGUAUCAGUCCGUCAUUUCCAUCUCCCGACUACAAUGAAUCCAUACAACCGAGUAUUGAAGACACUUCUGACGAUGUGAAGUCACAAUCCGUUGCAACUGAACCUUUAUCAACAUUUGCAACGACAUCUACUCAAGUCUACAACCCAGCAACUGAUGGUUUAGGCCUCCUUAAAUCCAUUGGUGGAACUGAGUCAUUUAAUGGUACGACUACAGUAUUCACAUCAUUUGUUUUCGGCACUGUUAUUGAUGGUGCUUAUAAACAAUUAAUACAAUCGGCAUCGAGUGUCUUGAUAAAUGUUGGAGGCGAUGUAAUAACGACUACUGGAGUUGGUCUUGGUAUAGCUCCUAGUUCUGCGUCAGCUAUAUCAAAGUCUCUUGACAAUAAAGACGUUGUUUUUGCGUCUGAAAUUGAAACUACAGAAGGAGUUACUACUGAAGGUAGCUCGUCGGAUACAACACAAAGAGAUGCCCAAGUGAUGUAUCCUGAAGAAACCACAUCCGAAAAUGAGCUUUCUAACGAAGUCGAUACUGCCCGAAAAAUCGAUAAUCGAGGGCCAGAACAAACAAUAGUCCAAGACGAAUAUAAUAAUCAACAGUCCACACCUGGAUACAUUACAAGAAUUGUUCCUUCAACAGUUUAUAAGACAUUUACUUAUUUGACAACUUUCUUUAUACCUGACGAAAAUGGUGGUCAGACGACAUCCAUAAAAUCAAGAGAAGUCACUUCUGAAGAUGUUAUGUACGUUACAAAAUUAAUCGACCCUGCGGUUGCAAGUACAGUAAGCCCUACAGUAGCACCUUCAGAUAUCACAACAGAAUCAGUUAUAACAACAACUCCAGAGGAAACCACCAUUGUCACAGAAGAAGCUAAAACAGAAGGAACUACUCCGCAAAUACCUAUCACAAGUCCAGACAUAACAACAGUACCAAUGGUGACAACAACAGAAGAGGAAACAGAAGGAGAGGAUGAUAAAACUACUCUCUCCCCAACAACACCGAAAGUGCAAGAAGAAGAGGUAGAUCUUAUAUUCAAAACGUUGUACACAACAUACACUUACUUAACAACAUUUUUCCAGGAGUCGUCCACAAGUGUGUCCAGCAGAGAAGUGGUAGUAACAAACGUUGUCACAACUACCCUAGAUAAUGCCUUUGCAGCAGACCCUGCUAUUGCAGGGCUGUUCAAAAAAAGUCAAUCAACAAAUGUUCUUUCACCAUCAGAAAUUGUGGAUGUUGUUCCUACGAGUGUGGGAAUAGGAAGGCCCACAACUAAGUACUUUGAUGAUUCGGAUGCUAUUGACGAUGAUCACCUUUUUGCUUCAACACUGGAAUCUGUAGAUGUAGUAAAGGAGCUGCAAAGUGCAACCCCAAGUCUGGACAGUGUAAACGAGAUAAAUGAAGAUGGAUAUAAAACAUUUUACACUACAUAUACAUAUUUCACAACUGUAUUUGUUGAUGGUGAAACAGAGGUUGAAAGCAGAACAGAAGUUUAUACAAAUAUUGUUACACCAAGUGGAGUAAUAUCCAAUAUUAAACCUACCUCACAGGUUCAGCUUUUUAGCUCAGAUUAUGUAUCGGUGUUGCCUGACGAACAAGUGGAAUCACCAGAAGAUUUGCCAGAAGCCAACACAGUCUUGUCACUAAAAGCAAGUCCAACAAGAGUCUAUGAUAAAACUAUUUUGAGGCCUAAAGUAAAAGACAAUGAGGUUGCACCAGUAUCUGAGUCUUAUUAUGGACAAAUAGGCAUUCAAGCGUCAAAUGUUGAUGAUGCUUACAAAUACGACACCACAAUGUCUCGUGGUCAUCCAAGCAAUAAAGAUUCAACGACAAACCAAGAAGAUGAUGAUCAAAGUGACAAAGAGCUUUCAAAGGAGGAAAAAUUACUUUUAGGAAUUUCCUCACCUCAAGAUUCAGAUGUUCUCCAAACUGUUGUAGUGGAUGUCACUAGUAGUAGUUCCGGUGGAAGUAGAAAAGUAUACAGAGAGAGCUAUGAUGACCCUGACGAUCAAAUAACUUCAGAGAGUAACACAGAAGAAAUCGAGCCAUCUUUUUCACCGACAAUAUUGUUGCAAACCAGUUACACCACUUUUACCUACUUCACAACGGUCUAUAAGGGCACAACUAGUGAUGUCAUCAGUAGGCUGGACACAGUCACAAAUGUUGUAACUGAGACACUGGGACCAUCAGAUAUUGAAGAAUCACUAAGUCCAGAGGAAGCAACGCUUCCUAUAACUUACUUUACUACUUUUACGUAUUGGACUACAUUGUAUAAAGAUGGAAGUACUAUGGUGACAAGCAGAGAGGAAACAGUUUCAAAUAUUGUAACGCCUACAGUAGAAGAUAUGGAGAAAACAGAAAGUAUUAAAAUAACUCCGACCACAGAAAGAAAGCUCGUUCUUCCAACCGUUCUCACCUCUAUAGUUGGUGAAAAUUCUGUUGACUCCACAUUGGAGCCCAAGCAGCUUGAUUCUAGUGGAACAGAAACAACAACAGAUCCAAUAGUUAUAACACCAUCGCCUACUACCCCAGGUAACUUUCCAGACAGAAUAAGUGGCGAUAACAAUGAUGAAGUCAAGAUAAAUUAUAAAGAAAAUUCUACCACUUCAACACUCGACUUAGAACCGACGACAUUUUAUACAACCUACACUUACUUUACCACUUCAUAUAUAGGUAACAGCACUGUGUUAAAUAGUCGUUUAGAAACUGUAACCAAUAUUGUAACUCCUACAGCAGAGGUGCCUGAGGGUAAAGAUACUAGCUCAACAGAUUCUGAUGAAAAUAAAAAUAACGAUACUGUAAAUGCUACUCAAAACUCUGUAGGCCUCAAUGUAAAGCCAACAGGUCUCAUAUCAACAAUUAGAACAAGUGAAGUUAAUAACGGAAUCACAACACUCUUAUCUACUGAUGUAUUUGGAACUUACAUUGAUGGCUUGUACGCUCAGAUAUUGGAGAGUUCAACACAAAUUGUUUCACCGACAGUUUCUCCAUCAUCAACCUCUGUGGUGACACCAGAAACUCAACCUACCGGCAUAGUUUCAAUUAACGAAGGGAAGAUAGUUGAUGCUGAUGGUAUAAGUACAACUUUUUUCACCACAAAGGCUAUUGGCACUUAUGUUGACAAAUUGUACGCUCAAGUUGUUGAAAGCACAUCAUCGGUCCAAAUAGAUGAAGAAAGGAAAACAGCGACUCCAUCUCUUGAUCCAUCAACAACUGUAGUUGGUUCUAAAACGUACAGAACGGGAUUAGUCCGACUAGUAGAGGGGUCCAUUGUAAAAGAUAAAACUACAACUUUUUAUGAAUCAAGAGUUAUAGGAACUUUAAUAGAUGGUAGGUAUGCCCAAAUAAUAGAAAGUACAUCUAGUUUCAAAGUUGAAAUGAAACCAACACAAGUCCCUGGCAUAUCUGCUUCGUCAGUGUCAAAUGUUGGAGCAAUAAACCCAACUGCAACUGCAUCAACAUCGCCUUCACCAGCUGUUAUUGAAAGCUCUAUCGGUGAUGAAUCAGAUCAAGAUAAUGAAGAUAACGAACAUGAAUAUGAUGAUGACAGCUCAAAAGGAAGAGGUAAAUCCAGGCUUUCAUUUUCUAGUAGAAAGAAAACUUUUACUCCUGUCAUAAGACCUUUUGCUUCGAGGCCACGUCCGACAUUUUUACCAAAAAAGAAGACAGGAGACGUCGGAAGUGCAACAACAAUUACAAGAAAUGCAUUCACUCCAACAAUAACUGCAACUCCAGCUGUAAAGUCAAGUGAGAGAGGGUUUGGAUCAAGCAGAAAUAGAUUCUCAGGUGGUCGACGAACAAGCUCUUCAAAUGUUAUUCAAGCUACAGCUUCUGCAUCCUCCGGAAGAAGAUUUUCUGGAAGACGAGGAAGCCCUACAGUUAGUAUUAGUCAAGCAUCUUCUAGCCAAAGCAAUUACAGAGGAAGGUCAAGUGCCAAAAUAUCCCCGACAGCAACAGCUUCAUUUGGUUCCAACUCAAGACGGGGAUCCUUUAACUACAGAACAUCAUCAGCCCAGCGUAAUUCUUCUCCCCUUGUUGGAAGUUCUAGAUUUAGAAUAAGACCAACAGUGUCGUCAGGGCCUGGCAGACCUCUGCAGACGGUGACUUCCACUACUGAAGAUAUUGUAAAUACAAAUGACAUUGGUGGGACAACAGUUGUAACUGAAGAUUCACUUUUCACUGUUCAAGAUGAAGAACAUGAGACAUCGCCUCCAGUUACUACUACCGAAUCUUCUAGACGAAGUAAUAAUCCAUUACUUCGAUUUAGAAGGCCUCCAAUAUUACAGCCUAGGUCAACAACUACGACCACUCCUAAGCCUUCCACCACUCCAGCUCGCAGAAGUAAUUUACUUCGCAGACCUGAUAGCAGGGGAGCAACAGCAACUACACCUGUAACACCCACCAGAAACAGACCAGUCCCAACAUUUCCACCAAGAAAUCGUCAAAGGCCAUCAAAUAGCCUAUUCCCUCCAAGGGGUCUUUUGAGGAAGCCAACUCCAGCUGAAGAAGCCGAGGAAAAGGAGGAUGACAAAAUAGAUGAAACUGAUCAAAAUGAUGCAAAAUUGGAUGAAGAGAAUGAUUUUGCAGAUAAUGAUUACGAGGGUUCUGAACAUUCGGAGUCCCAGCAUUCAAAUGAAACAACACCCAUUUCAACCACAGAAUCAACAAAAACAGACCGUAGAGGUAAAGCCUUAAACACAGUUCAAAUCAGACCAUUCCAAGGAUUCAGACGUUCUAGGACAAAAAGGCAAGCUGUUGAAUAUGGUACCAGAAGAUAUCAGAGUCGAUACCAAAGACCAACAUCUAGAACUCCAUCCGUUGAUUACUAUGUGGAUGAUACUGAAGCACUUGUGCCAGAAACUCCCACAACUCGAUCGCCAAAUAGAUAUACACCUAGAUCAAGAGGACAAACAGCACAAACCCAACCAAGAGUUCGACCAACUAAAGCCUCAUCAACUGCUUCAAGAGCUCAAUUUACUUUAAGAGAUAAAUCAUCGUCUCAGUCAGCAAGGACCGACUUCAAAAGGCCAACAUCAAGAAGGAGAACAUCAACUUCCGAAACAACUACGGUUCAGAGGCCAAAACCUCCUAGGCUUAGAACUCAAACAACAUCUCAACAAGACACAUCAUACAACUCAAGAAACAGUGGUAGAAGAUUCACUAGUAGAGGAAGAACCUCAACUAGAUCAAGGUAUCGUGACAAUACUGACUUUGAUACAUAUUCUUUUUCCCCUUCCAGUUUUGAUGGAACAAUAACUGUUACACAUCAAGUUCCAACAGAAGUUACUAUUCCAGUAAUAAAUGGUAAGGUAACGGAGUACAAAAACGUUAUUACAGCAAAACCUAGCUUAGAAAUAUUAGGACCUCAUCAAUACACUACAGCAACUGCUAAGAAUGGAAAUAUAGUAAUUCAGUUGACAAGUGAUAUAACGAGCACACUUCCUAAUGGAGUAAUGGAGGUUACCAAAUUUGUCGUUUAUGAGACCCCAACUACAAGUAUCACAUUCACACCAACAACAUUAAGGGGGAGGAAAACGUCUUUUUCACAUAUUGUCCCAAGCACUGUUUAUGACGUUAGGCAAGAAGUCAGUACUGUUCAACCUGAUAUAGCAGCAAAUGCACCUCUUGCAAAUCUUCUGUUAUCUCAACUUCUUCUUGGAAAUUUGAAUCUUCAGCCAAAUCCACAACAAAUAAAUCCUCUUCUGGGUCUACAAAACCAACAAGUCGUCCCACCAACACCAACAACAGAAUUUAAAACUAAAACAACUACUUAUGUAACAACUGUAACAGACCAUACAUCUACCGUUUUACCCUUGACUUUUAGAGGAAAAGAAAUUUUGACAACUAUAGUAGAUAGCUCAACUCAAGUCAUUACAGCUACUGAAUAUUUGACAGAGACUGUUGUUGUCACUCCCACUGCAGCAAUAGCUAACAACCCUCAGCAGAUCAAUUCUUUGUUGUUGCCUGCACUCCUACAAGCUCAAUUACUUUCUCCUCCUCAGCCUACCAUUAACCCAUUGUUGGGAACACUUCAACAACAAAUAGUUCCGCAAGACAUCUUGAAUAUCCAAGAAGAAAAGUUACAAGUAGAUGAACCUUCUCAGAGGUUUGUCUCUAGAAGAAGACCAGUUGAAGAAGACGAAAAGACAUCUUCAAUGGAAGUUGAAGUUGAUGAAAUAGUAGAACAACCAAAACCAGAACAAAAAACACGGAAAAAGGUCAAAUCUAAAAAUAGUAAUAAAAAGCCACAAGAGUCCCCACCUCCAGUGAUACAAGAAACAAGUGUCAUAACCUUGUAUGUAUCAGGUCGAAGACCUGGUGAUUUCAGUACUAUAUUGUCAACCGUAACUUUGGGAGAAGAGAGUUCAGUCACACUACGCAAACGAGAAGCUGAAUAUAUAGUUGAUGAUAUAGAAAACUACAAGGUUGAAUCUUCAAAAAUACCAGAAAUAGGCAGUUCAUUUUCAAUCCCAGAAGAUAACUAUUUAGGAUAUUAUGUUAUGUCAGCUUUAAACGAAGUUCCUGUUGAAGAAAGUGAAGUAGAAACUCAAAGUUUAGAGAGUAUUGUAGGCGAUGUUAGCAAAUAUUUAACAACAGAUCAGUCAAAGCUUAGGACAGAGUAUAUAAUAGCGAAGCCUUCAAAGAGUAGUCAAGAUCAAUCAACAGAAGACUCAAAAGCCUCUCCAUCAAAAAUUAAGAAAGUUACCGGUCAUUUUUUAUCCAAAAGCCCCGCUGAAACUGCUCCAAGUCAGCGGAAAGGCAACCAAUUCGAUUGGAGCAAAGUAACAAUAAAGAAUACAGACGAUUCUAUUUUUUUAAGGCAUAACAAAUCAGUAAGAAUCAAACGUCAGGUUGAUGGCACAAAUUUCGACCAACCAAGAAGAAAACGAGUAAAGGUUCGGGUACCAAUCCAAAGGAGAAUAAAUAUUGAUGAAGACUUGACUCCAUCAGAAGCUCAGAGAUCUCAUGAUGUUACACAUCAAGACAUUUUACAAACCCAAGAUGUUCUUUCUAGCCUGUCAGAUUUCGGAACUAAAAAGAUAAAAGUCAUAAGAAAACGUCCAAAGAAUGAAGAAGUAGAUUUUAUAGAAACAUCCACUGAACAAGCCGUACCAGCACGUAGACGAGUUGCGGUAAGAAGAAGGCGUCCUGUCAGUUCCGUUGAACCUGAAAACAGUUAUGGUUCUCAAAGCAAUUUUAAUGAUGAAAAUAUCCACAGUGCUGCCGGUACAUUCAAUGAAGAUAGCUAUCCAUUACCACUGUCAGAUACAUACAAUCAAGAUGGUGGACAAAUUUAUUCAACUGAAAAAUUACCCUCAAUUGAACCUGCGAUUAGAAGAAAGAAGGUGCUGGUAACAAGAAGACGGCCAGUGCCAACACCGAGUUUAGUUGAAGCAGCAACAAAAAGAAGAGUAAAAGUUACUAAAAAAAGGCCUGUAACUAAAACUGAAGAGCCAAUUACACCUGAAACCCCAGCAACAAUAUUCUCAAAUUUUUUCUUGAACUUGCAAACAGAUUAUGACUAUGAGAACCCUACACUGAACACCAAUUUUGAACAGACAAUUGACGACACAAACUACAAUGAUGAAGAUGAUAGAACUGAAGAAUGGCAAGUAAAUUCUGAACUAGGACUGAAGGACGUUACUGAGGAAGUAGAUGAUGAAAAUGAGCCUCGUUUGCAAUACAACCCUAACUUAAGUGGUCAAAACCAUAACUCUGACAUUCAAGAAAGUAUUGUUUGGUUUUAUGAACCAACAGAUAGCAUAAUUAUUGAUAUCACACCUACUGUGUCCAAUAUACCAUCAAAUGUUGCAACAGUCAGUAGCGUUGUCAAAUCUGAACUUUCUUUUGCUGAAGAUAAUGAAUAUUCACAACCUGUUACUGAAGAGUCGAGGGAACAAUCAGAACUGGAGAGUGUAAAGGAAGAAAAUGGACACAUAACUGGCAAUAGUGCACUUAACUCAGCUGCUGAAGAAAUAAACAAUAAAUCAAUUGCACCAGAUAUUACAGAGUACAAAGUGUCCGAAGCUCCUGUUCAGACUCAAGAACAUUUCGAAUUUGAAAACCCGCCAAAGUUUGUUCGGCCAACAAAGUCUUCUGUGACAAGAAAACCUUCCAGAAUUAUAACUGGCUACCCUGGAACAAGAAGACGCAACCCCACAACAACUAUCUCUACUACUUCAACUGCUCUCCUUGAGACAAGAACCUCCUCUCUUGUACAGUCUGAAGGACAAGAACUUUCAGUAAGCGAAUUUAUCCCUUCAGAAAUUAAGCCAACUAUUUCACAAGAAACUCUGAACACUUUUUCCCCUAUAAAAUCUGAUAGUCUAUUUACUUCAAAUCUGCCGAUAGAACAAUCAAUGUCCGAUGGUUUAGAGGAAAAGGUACAUACCACACCAGCACUGGUCGAACCCUCUCUCAGUGAACCUAUGGAAUCUGUUUCUCCUGAAAUUUCUGUUACUCCUACAUCCUAUCUAACAACCAUAGUUACUUCAACUAGACUCCGAACUUACACUUAUGUUGUAACCCGAGUUAGUGGGAACGAAAGUAUAAUAACCUCUUCUACCUCUGUCAAACCUGCCACAAAGACGCUCACACUCACUAUUCCAGUCCUGGCCUAUACUGAUUCAGCAACAGCAUUAGAUGAAGGAAGGGCAUUCCAGUUGGCAACAAAGAAGAUGAGUAAUGGGGUGGAAGUGAUUGUGGCUGGCGAUCGCACAACUAUGCCAGGUCAAGACAUUCUGCGAAGGCUACCCUCCAGUCUGACACGUCCAAUCACGCUAGCUCCGAGCACACUCACAGACACGAUGAUGAUGUUGCUUCCUCAAGACUCCAACCAGGAGACUCAAGAGCUAGUAACUAAAACUUACCUGACAACGUACACAUAUCGAACCACCCUACUUGAGGGAGGGGAAACGGUGGUGUCCAGCCGAGAGGAGGUAGUCUCAAACGUAGUCACUGAGGAAAGGAGACCUUCUGUGGCAGUCACUCCAACACCUGUUACUAAGGUGACUUUGACAGCAAGUCCAAGUUUGGCAACAGGGGUUUUCCAUACAACUUACACGUAUCUGAAUACCCUGGUGGAUGGGGAGAUACCUCUAGUGUUGACCUCGAAGAGGGUAGUCUCCAACACUGUGACAGCACCAGAGGAUCUUCUCCAACCAUCAGAGCCUCCAGGACAAGACACCAACACCUAUCUCAACACUGUUUCUUUCACAAAAACACUUGCAGAUGGUGCAGACUUCAAAAUAGUCAGUACAGAGGACGUGAUGACCCAAGUUAUAAUCACUGAAAGUGAUAACAAAGCAUCCUCUGUCGAGAUCAAACCCACAGCUUUAACAACAGAUAUAGUAAAGACAUAUUUUGUAACUUACACAUACUUCAGUACAAUGCUGGAUGGAGAGGAUACUAUAGUUCAUUCUGAGGUGGCAACAUCCUCUGAUGUAGUCACGGAGAAGUUUGUAAUACCACCAAAAAGGACAAGUACAAAUCCAGAGGGAUCAGAAAAUGUCAAAGAGAAAAUUACAUCCACAAGGGCUCCAGAAUCUGUGUCCACAUCUGAAAGCCCAAUAAAUGUCUUAGCCACUAAAACUUAUCUUACAACAUUCACAUACUUCACAACGUUACUUCAAGACAACAAUGGGAAACCUUCAACCAUUGUCAGUUCAAGAACCAACGUUGUUCAAAAUAUUGUAACUGAAACGCUUAACACAGAUUUGUUGGACUCUGAAUAUUUGUCAUCCCUUCGAAGCUCCUUGCAGAGUGAUGGUUUGCCAAUAAUUGCAACAGCAACUCUAAAUGAUGGGCAAAAGAUGGAAAUCACAGCAUUUGGAGAACAAUCUGUAAAACAGACUGCAUCACCUGAACUAUCUUCAUCCUUUGAAGAAACAUCGUCUAACAACAAUGUUAUUACUGGUUCAACAAUAAUAUUUUUUGAUGAAAAUGACCAAAUUGAUAAUGUUACACCAACCACAACGAGGACUUUAAUGGUGGAUGUUGCUGGUCACACCAAAGCAAACCAACCCACAAAUGCAGAAAACCAUGAAAGUACAGAACCGAACACUGAAAAUUUGCAAUCAGAAUUCCUAUCAGCAGCUGAGUCACAAGCUCUAACAUUAACUUCUGGAGAAUCGGAAGCGGAUGAGUCUCAACAAACAUAUGAAACAUCUAUUUUAGCAAGCUCAACUGUUACAAAGAACGGGGCAACUAUUAUGCCAGGAGCUCAAGUGAUAAAGUUUAAGGAUCCGAAUGGAAAUGUGUCCAUCAUACCAGUAUCAGAUCCAGUUAGUAAGCACCCAGACGGAACUCAAGUCUCAGGAACCAACUCGGCAGUCAGUAAUCUACUAAGUUUGGGGUCUCUGGGAAUAAACAGUUUGAAUGCCUUAGGGCCAGUGAUCAAUGCCAUGGCUGGGUUGAUAAAAAAUAAUCUAAAAUCAGAACAGAGGAGAAGGAAUGAUACUUUAGGAGUAAAUGCAAAUGAACCUAGUGAUAUGCAGUUCAAAAAGAAUCCUCUAUUGACUUACGCUGGCCCAAAACCCCCACCAGCUCGAUCACCAAUAUACAUUCCUGUUGGAGGAAUGGCAGCAGAUUCUGUAGCCGAGGAAAGCCAAAACUUAGAGGGACAUAAUGUUUUCCCAGACACAAACCAAAGAAAUAAACUGACUGUAGUGGUAGGCAGACCAACAAUGGAGAGUCCUCUUUUGGCUGGAGGAAUUCCUAUCAGUCCUGGACAAGUAAUCACAGCAAACAGUGACGUCAUCAUUGGAAGGCCUGCUGUUCAUGGACCGAGGCCUCCAGUUCUAGACUCUAAACCAUACAGGAAAGAUGACACACCUAUUGGGAUGAAACCUCCUCCACCGCCAAAACGCAAACCAAAUUGGCCAAUGAGAGAUCAUACUGGUCAUUACAUACCACUUGCUCAUCACUCAUCUAGAGAUCCACCUCACCGUCAGUCUCUUCCUCGUGAGCCUCCAUAUAAGAAUAUCAAAGAACAUCUUCAAAACUAUGAUACAAUCAACUUCAAUCCUGAGUUUUUCAAACAUCCUGAAAACUUUAAGAAACAUCCCUUGGCUAAUAAUAAUAAUAAUAGACCAUUCAAUCAUAAUGAAUUCUUUAUUCCUCCACCACGAAAAGAACCGAGCAAUGUUAACUACCAACAAACAAAUAAGCCAUAUUAUCCUCCUCAACAGAAUAUUCCAGUUUACAAUAACAUCCCCAAUAACAAUUUUGAUGUUAGACCAACUGUUCACUCAGAUACCGAAACAUUCAAUUCAAUAAACAGCCAGAAAGAUCAUGUAGGUCCAAUUCAGCAAGCACCAAUCCUCUUACCAGACAAUACUGACUUUGUAGAUCAGUCUUCUGUCAAUCCUCUUCUAGUCAACAUUCAACCAUCUCAAGUGGCAAACGUAAUAAUACCUCACGGUAGCUCUACAGCAUUGAUUUACAGUGGGGAGCAUAGUCAAAAGGGUGAAAUAUUCAAUGACCCUUCUCCGUAUCCUGAUGCAGUAGUAGACCAUGUGGUUGAUGCCUUGAGUACUUCAAGACCUGCUCCAGAGGGAGAAGGCAUAACACACGAGGCUAGAGUACCAAUAAAUACCAACAAUCUGGAUGUGCCAGUUGCACCUCAUGGGAUCAAUGUUGCUGCUGGAAAUCAACAAGUAUUCAAACCUGACCAACAAAAUCAUCAAGCACAUCGUCAUGACCAAAAUGAAAGAAGACCUAUACCGAUAAACACUAAUAAUAAAAUUGUUAAUCAAGACUAUUACUUUACUGAUGUUACCAAUCAAGGCCAGGACUAUGCUCCAGGUCUAGGAGAGUACUUAAAACCACCACCUCCGCCUCCGACUCACGGAAGACCUAGUGAAGAUGAAUAUGUGUUCGGAGAAGAGCCAGAUGACCAAGAUGGUGGAGAAGUAAUCCAAGAGUCCAACCCAAGACCACUGAGACCGGGUCAACUUCCCCCAGAGUUGUCAUCUCAUCCAUCAACGAGUAUGCCUAUAGAUCCAAUCGAUGAUGAUAGGAAAACCAACUCUGAAUAUUAUACUAACUAUAAAAACAGACCAGAUAGAUUAGCAAGGCCUGAAGGAGAUAUUAACUUUUCAGUCGUAAACUCAAAACCGGUUCAGCUUGAUGGUCUUUCAAGUAUCAACAAUCAAGCUCCUAUCAUCAAUGGGCGACCUGGUGUGAAUCAGUUUACUGACAAAUCCCAAGCAACACUAGCCGUUGGCUCCCCAACAAAACUUAAACCCGAUGGAUCACUGGUGUUUCCACAAGAAGAAAAGGGAACCAUAAAUUCAAAUGACAGACCGGUCAGUGGUAAUUUCCUAAACCCAGCCCUAUUUGCUGCUAUUGGCAUUGGGAAUCAUCAUGAAGAAAAACCAAUGGUGGUGGAACCAGUUUACUAUGAGAAUAAGAAGCAACCAAAACCGGUGCGUGAUAACACAGUGGAAACCAUGAAUCUAGAUGAGAAACUACCACUUCCACCUAUGUUUGAAACACCACCACCACCUCAGAACCCUGGACAAGUUGAAUCCAUGAUUCAAGGUGACAUUCCAAGGCCAUUUAGUUCUCCAAGUCCAUCUCAGAGUCAGUUUGAUAGAACUUCUCAACAGGAUGACUCAGUCCUUGGACUCUCGCCUCCUCCUCCACAACACAUGUAUACAGUUCAUGAAGACACAUCACCUCGACCUGUUCUUACUCUUGGAAAUCCUCUAAGAAGGCCAAUACUUCCUCAAAGAAAACCAAAGCCACCUCCUCCUUACAAGUUUGAAAUCCCUCACCUUCAACCUAACCAAGAACCACCACGAUCGACGUUGCCACCAAAACUUGAACCACCUAUGCUUCCUGAAACAUUGUCACCUCCACCAUCGAAACCCGAGGAAGACUACUUCCUCAAAGCGGUGCAAAAAAGACCUACAUCAAACGAAAAUACAGAGCCACAACAGCAGUGGAAUCCGCAAAGUGAUUCAAAUACUAUAAUAGUUCCACAACAAGACUCUAUCAAUCCAGUACUAAAAGGGGUGUUGACUGUGGAAGAACAUUCUCAACAGCCCGAGGUAAUCACUGCUGAUUCCAAGGUUGUACUGACAAACGUCAUUAACGGUCACCGACUGAAGCCAGAAGGAAACAUUAAAAUCACUGGAUCACAGCCUUCACUACAAACAGUUGUUGUGGGUAAGCCUGUACCAGUACCUGUAACAGAUAUGAUGCCAGAAAUUAUAAUUAAACCAACAGCUGUUGAAACAACAAACAUCUCGGCGGAUUGGAAAGACGGAUUUGUUGUGGGCUCUGAAACAAUCUUAGAUGAAAAUCAUCAUUUUGCCACUCCAGUCAAGGAUGAUUCAAGACCAAGCAUUAGUAAGAAUAAGCCAUCAUCUGUAUUGGUUACAACUGGGGUUACAACUAUCUUUGGUAAUCUUUUCACAAGACCAACAAUGACAACAAAAGUAAUCAAGCCAACUAAGACGAGUCAAAGUCACCAUUCUGUGAUAAGCGUAGUAGUCGAACCACGAGAAAAUCAAACAAAGUCUAGUGGCAAAGUGGAAAAUGUUAAAGAAAACAAAGAUCACCACAAAAUAGUGUUGACAGUUGAGGGUCUUGAAGAUGAACUGGAAGAAUCUGAUGGUAUAGUGACAGCUCCACCUCCAUCAACAUUUGUUGUUACUCACACUCAAACAACAACUGUAACCGCAACAGAAACAACUGUGGUGCACAGUAAGGGUCAAGAACCAUCGACACAUACCUUGGUUGUAACUAAAACUCAAACUUCAACGCUUCUUGACACAGUGACGGAAGUACACACAUUGGUGAAACAAACAAGCAUCUUAUCAACAGUAACAACAACGAUACCUCAAGCUACCUCGACUGUGUACACUGGCACUGUUGAAACCGAAGAGUAUCCCAAAGUUUAUCCUAAAGGUGAUGUAGAAGUGGUUAAACAUGAACCUGAGGAUAGGCAUGAAGAUAAGCCAGCACAUGAUCCUCAUGAUAACGAGUCAAUAUUUGUGGUAAUGACUGACAAAAAGUCUGGUAUGGGAGAUAUCCACACUGUGCCAAUCCCAGACAACAGACCACCUCCUGAGAUCCAGGUUCCAGACGAGGCAAAUGAGAUUAGCCCAAAUGUUCUGCUUGGAAACGUGUUCACCCACCAUUCAUCAGACUCUGAAUGCAGACCAGAGUGCAAGGCAUCAAGGAAUGAGCUUUGCCAAAAGAUUGACAACGUGAUGCGUUGUGUCUGCCGUCCAGGAUUUGCUAGAAUGUUCCCAGACAGACCUUGCAAACCAACUUACACGUACACCAUGAGGUUGGUUCUGGACCGAUAUAGCAAGAAUCAUAUCAGAUAUGAAGGUCCCUUGGAGGAUCCAACCUCUGGACCCUACCAACGUCUUGUGGACGCCACAAGGGAAGGUCUGGACCGGAUGGUGAUGCAGUCAGACUUAAGAGACAUAUACCACGGAGUUGAAGUCAGAGGUUUUGAGCCUGCUAGAGAGCCUGACAAUGCUGUUGUUAGAUUUUAUGUUCAGUUGUCUGACAACACGGAAGAAACAAGACUGCAAGAUGUUCUACGCAAAUCUUUGAGGAGUAACAAUUACAGUCUUGGAGGCACAGAAGUUUACGCAGCCAAGGAACAAAUUCAGUAUUUGCUCGCUGAAGAUUUUGAUGAGUGUACGGACACCAAGUUCCAUGACUGUUCGGAGGACGCUCAAUGCUUUAACUUGCGGGGAACUUACACUUGUAGCUGCAAAGAAGGCUUCUCAGAUCUGUCUCCGAACACUCAAUAUCCGGGCCGACUUUGCUCAGCUGAGCAGAUUGGUUGCGAGAGGUGUAACUAUCACGGGACGUGCUACUCACGGAGUGACGAAGAAAUGGUGUGUGAGUGCUUCCAGUGGUAUGGUGGCGCCAACUGUCAGAUCAACCUUAAAGUGCUACUUCUAGUCCUGGUAACAGUAGGGGUGUGCCUGGUGGUGCUGUUGGUGGUAUGUUGUGUUCUUGCGUGUAUGAAACGUAGAGAGGCCCCUGUCAGGACAAGUGGCGGGGGGUUCCGGCGGUACCGUAGUCAACCCGGUACGGGGGACAAGCGGGCCAUGAUCAGUCCCAUGGGCGACACCAGCAGUGAGACAAGCGUGGAGGCAACGCCCCCAGCAUAUAUCAAACAGGCGACCAUGUCAGCCCAGCGACAGAAGGUGCUAAGGAAGGCUAAGGGCCCAGCGCCAGCUCCUCUGCAUGUGCCGAUGCCUGUGGGCUCCAUGGAGCAGAGGGACAGAUCCCUAACUGUCAUGAUCCCUCGGGCCAAGUACAGGCCUGCUCCAUCCCAGCCAUCCAACACUCUGCUCACUAUGAGUACCUUCGGACCCUCUGAGCAGAAGUUACUCAACUACCUCAGUCCUGACACCCCUGGACGCAAUACUCCCGACAAACAGGGUUCAAGAAACACAAGCCGAAAACCAAGUAAUUCUACGACUCAGUCUGAACAGCUUCGAUCACGAAAAUCUUCGUCUCAGCCUGCUGCUCCGAGAAAACCCUCUACAGGAGCUCUAGUCUCAGCUGGCUUCGAGGUGUCAGCAACGGUCGGUCGAACAAAAGAACUGGACGAGGCUUUCCUCGAACCUCACACUGACCUAAGUCAGCCUCAGUUCAACACCAUACGAACUGCAGAGAGCUGCAUUAUUGUGGACAUUCCACCCCCUCCCACCUUAGAGGCAGAACUAGAAGACAUCAUCACUAAAGUUGAUCGACUGACGGUUUCCGAGGCACGAAGCUAUGAUGAGACAACAAUUCAUCCUCCGACAAAAAGUCUUCAUCGCGAUUACGAUUCAAAACGACUUUCCACGAGCUCUCAUCGCAACAACGAUGAGGGCCAUACUAUGGUGGAAAGAGAUAUCGGCUCAACGUUUAUGAUGCCACAAACACAGCUUUUUAAAACAGAUCGACAAGGAAGUGACAUCUCAAACUUCGACUCACUAUGAGAGAUAUUUCCCAGUAGUAACGUAUUUGAGUGACACUCAAUAACUCGUCUGAUGUAUUUAUUAAAGGGACUUCACCUGUACAGACUCUGCCAGGCAACUCCAUCCAUUGUAAAUAAUAUUUUAAUUUAAGAUAGAAAAUAUAGACACUUAAUUUUGUAUUUAUUUUGUAAAUUUUCAUUGAGGACAUUUACAAAGUUACCUCAAGGAAAAACUUUGUAGCUUGAAUUUAUCUUGUGGUCUUUAUCAUUAUUUCAGACUUCUUAGAAUAAAAUAAUUGACCUGAGACCGAUAUGUAAAUCAAACUUUAAUUGUUUUAUUCAGGAGUCUUAGAGAACUGCAUUUUAUGGAAUUGUAUCUUAUUGUAAAAUAUACAUAGUUAUUGGCCAUUCUCUCAUGCUUUGGGUACAAUUUUUUUUUUAUUACAGGUUUGCUAGUAAAAGCUAAUGGUGUUUAUAAUAUUUUCUAUCACUACCAAAUCAUCAAAAAUGAAAAUUCUCACUUAUUUCUAUCUCUAACCAACUUAAUAUUUAUAUGUACAAGAUAACAAUGUCUGUCUGUGGACUUAGAAAAUGCUUAAUGUACAGCAUGACAACUGAACUAUUUGCUCAGGAGUUGACCAUAUCGGGAUUAAACUCGAAUGGUUAGCUCACAUUAGAAACCUAAACUAACAUUUCAAAGAUCACAUCAAAUCUAUCUAGUGACUUAACUUUUUUACAUAAAUUAUAAGUAUCUGUAAAUAAAUAGUAAUUUAUAUUUUGUAUAUUCUAAGGUGCCGGUACGUUUGGUGCAUUGUAAAUAUUACCUAAUUAUUUCUAAUAUACCAGGAUACAUCUGGAUGUAAGUUGUUUGGUCUGAAUCCCUUUUCUGUCCUCAGUUUUGAGAUAGUGCCAAAACAAAAUGCAAAUCGUGUCAUUGUAAAGUAUGCUAGGGCGGAUUUGAAAAUGUUAUAGUUCUUAAUAGAACUGUUUGUUAAUCAUUUAUAUAUUAUUUUAUAUUAAUAAUUGUAAAACAGUACCAAUGUUUAUGUUACUUAUAAUUUUUAAUACUGUGACAUGAUAAAAUAUAUGUAGUCUUAAUGAAAACUGUUUAUAAAUAAACCUAGAAUGUUAA
Molecule: messenger RNA, 18345 nt
Organism: Macrosteles quadrilineatus (aster leafhopper)
Lineage: Eukaryota; Metazoa; Arthropoda; Insecta; Hemiptera; Cicadellidae
Exons: 20
Coding region: 52-17235 (5727 amino acids)
Molecular function (GO): calcium ion binding
Source: RefSeq, a predicted model, not a curated record